Protobothrops mucrosquamatus (brown spotted pit viper) is the source of this 2731-nucleotide messenger RNA. RefSeq names its product cytokine inducible SH2 containing protein (gene CISH). NCBI's taxonomy places the organism in Eukaryota, Metazoa, Chordata, Lepidosauria, Squamata, Viperidae. Gene Ontology annotation, molecular function: 1-phosphatidylinositol-3-kinase regulator activity. The coding region runs from base 182 to 958 and encodes 258 amino acids. The record is from RefSeq and is a predicted model, not a curated record. Gene Ontology annotation, cellular component: phosphatidylinositol 3-kinase complex. Gene Ontology annotation, biological process: phosphatidylinositol phosphate biosynthetic process; intracellular signal transduction. The transcript has 3 exons.
UGCGGGAAAGAUUUCCCUGGGACUACCUGCAGCUUAUUUUGUGUAGGCGAUUCUUCAGUGCAUUUCAGAAACCUUGUUGGGACACUUCUGGAUUUCUGCUAACUUGCGGACGGACUGUGGCAGGUUUUCGGUUUGGGAACAAAGAAGAAGCGCGGCUUUACCCCAUUUCUCGGUGGACUUGAUGCUCUUUCCUGGGUCCUGGAGUGACAUGAUCCUCUGCGUUCAAGGAUCCUAUCCUUUGGUAUCAGAGGAGAAACUUCGGAGGCUGCCAGUUGAAGGCCUUGCAGUGAAUGUGUCAGAACAGAUGAUGCAGCCUCUAUCAGUCACAUCCUUCCAAGAACAGUCCGCCCCUCCCCUGGCAAUGCCCAGGCUUGAAAGCAACUCACCUCAAACACGAGACCCAGAGGAGGAUCUGCUAUGCAUUGCCAGAACAUUUUCAUUUCUGCGAGAAUCUGGCUGGUAUUGGGGUUCCAUUACAGCCAAUGAAGCCAAGCAGCAGCUCCAGAAGAUGCCGGAGGGGACUUUUCUGGUACGGGACAGUGCUCAUCCCAGCUACUUGUUCACACUAUCCGUAAAGACCAACAGAGGUCCUACCAAUGUACGCAUUGAAUACGCCGAUAGCAAGUUCCAGUUAGAUUCCAAUUGCCUCUCCAAACCUCGGGUUUUGGCCUUCCCGGAUGUGGUUAGCCUCAUCCAGCAUUAUGUUCUUUCUUGUACUGUAGAGAGCAAGAGCGAUGCUCCCUACCCGCCUCCCAUGCCUUUGCCUCCCCCACAAAAGGAGAUGAUAGCAUCGGCAGUACAUCUGAAGCUCAUCCAGCCGCUCGGCCGCAAGGACAUUGCCCCCAGCCUGCAGCACCUCUGCCGACUACAGAUCAAUCGAAGCACUGGAGAGACAGACCAAUUGCCUCUACCAAAGAGAAUGAAGGACUAUUUGAAGCAGUACCCUUUUCAACUUUAAAGGCAGCCAGUCUGACUGGGACAAGCAACCGAAAUAACGCGGGAAAACAUCCCAUUCUGGCAACAGAUUGACUUUGACUCAUUGAUGAGGUUAUGUUCUUAAGUGGGCACAGUAUAUUAAAUUGCCAAAGGAAGAGACUGUUUUUCCCAUCAUCCUCUCCCUUAUUUUUCUCAGUUACCUAAUUUCAUUCUUAUGCCAUGGAGGAGGCAGUAUGCACAAGGUACACAAAUCCAAGGCUAAAAGCUCAAGACGAUUCUCUUUUUUCUCUGCAGAAAGGAAGGACUCUUGGCAUGUGCAGACUACUUGAAUUGGGCAGUCACAACUGGUGCAAGGAAUGUUCAGGCCUCAGAACUGUAUUAUUUAUUCCCAUGGUACUCUCUCUUUUUUUGCUAUUUCUGAGUACAUAUAGAUUGAAUAUCCUUUUACUUUUGCAAGCAAAUUUUUUAAACAUGGGCUCAAACCUUAACUAUGUGAGACAGUCUUGCAGUAGUUCAUUAUGGACUUGAAUGAAGUCUUCUGGCCAUUGGCUACUCUAUAAUCUGUCUUGAUAUCUUCAUACUCAAAUAUAAGAUAAAUAUAUUGGAAGUGUAUAAAAGUUUGAUUCUAGUUACAGUCAACAUCCAGUCUUCGGGGUUCCCAUUAAGUUGAUAAAGAAAAAACUUGCUUAUUCAAAGUUAUUGAGCUUGGAUUAGUAAGUCCGCUUUUCUUUCCCUUUUUGAAGAGGCUAUUCCUAAUUUGAAUCAAUUAAAUCCAAAUGAUGUUUUGUUAAAAUUACACAGUGAAGAUGCCUAUAUAUCUGUCCUAUGAAGCAUAGCAUUGUCCUUGGAGAAAUGGUCACAUCCUGAACUUUGUAUAAAGUUCAUUUCUGUAGCAUUUUUAUAUCUUUUGGGAGGGAAAAUUCAGGAAUCAGGCCAUUUUUCUCCUAUUACCAUAUUGGUGUCAACUUGUUAGCUGAAAUAUUAACUCACAUUAUUGCUGUAUUAGCACAAAGGAGCUUCAGGGAGAACACAAUACCGAUAGAUUAUUUACCACCAUUUUUCUGAGUACUUGCCCACUUUCAUUCUGAUGCUCCUCCAUGGACAGAGAAGAUAGCAGGAAUUAAGUGUCACUCCAGCUUCCAUCUUUUCCAAUUGCUCUGAUGCACCUUAUAUUUGUUAGGUAGGAAGCUAAGACACUACAUUGUUGUUUGUAUAAGGGUAAGAAAGAAUUAUUGGCAUUAAUUCUGCCUUCCAUUCCUUCCUCUGUCUUACAAUAACAGUAGCUGAGGAUGGAAAAUUUGUGUUGUCAAAAGACUGUCCUUCAUUAUAUGUCAAAUCCUCAGGAGAGUUAUACAUAUUUUCAUGGUUUUAUAGUUCAACAGUGAAUACCUCUGCUACCUGUGUGAGCUCCAGGAAGGGAUAAAAUUCUAGGGCAGUCUUUUCUAACCUGGCACUCUUCAGAUGGGGGACUACAACAUCCUGAAUUAUAAUUGGCCCUGCUGGUGGAGAAUUCUGGGUGGUAUAUUCCCAGUAUAUCUGAAACUGUCCUAGAUACAACUUGAAACAAAAGGAGCAGUAUACUCCUUCAACAAUCCAACGUGGCUUGGUAUAUUUAGUCAGCGUCCAUUUCUUCUCAUGUUUUUUUUUCAGAAUUUGUUGUACGUCUGGUUUUAUUUUAGAUACUUUAAUAACUGACAGAAUGUGUGUGUGUGUGAUGUCUGGUUUGUUGAUCACAAUGCUCUCCAUUUCUGGAACAAGGGCAAAUGAAUGGGAGACUAUCUAUUAAAACAGAAAA